Hyaloscypha bicolor E is the source of this 918-nucleotide messenger RNA. RefSeq lists its product as uncharacterized. Lineage: Eukaryota; Fungi; Ascomycota; Leotiomycetes; Helotiales; Hyaloscyphaceae. The record is from RefSeq and is a predicted model, not a curated record. The transcript is spliced from 3 exons. The coding region runs from base 1 to 597 and encodes 198 amino acids.
AUGUUGUUCAAGUCCACAUCUGCUGCCGCCCUAUUGGCACUUUGCUCUCUGUCCAGCGCCGCCUCGCUCCACCACAAGCGUACAACAGAGUCUGGCAUCUUCCUGUAUGUAUAUGGAACAGAUUCCUCAGGUGAGGGUCCAAACGGGGGACCAGUUUUCUACGCCAAUGGACUCGCGUAUGCCGGCACCGCUGCGGCUCCAUCAUGGGCUGCAGUUAAAACUAAUGUCACCUUCACCCUGGACUCCGAUUCAACGACCACGGCAUGGACAAUCUCACCAAACAACUCCACUGUAUCGUUCAAUUCCACCGAGUCAAUGUACAUCGUGCCCACGACUGGGUCGUUCACGCAGGUCGGCUUUUCAAGUAACAGUACCUUACCCACUGGUGCCGUGACAACUGGGUUCACGUUCUUUGGCACAAGUGUUGCGUAUGCUGCAAGCGACUCGGAUUAUGAAAUGAUGUUCUGGGCAACCGCGACGAAUACCACCGGUAUUUACGCGCUCUAUUGGAACGCAGCCGCUUCCAACGAUGACAUUGUCAAUGGCUCCUUCCCAGUUACUCUGAAGACCACUCCGCCUGUAGUUCUUACGGUAUGAUAUCCGUGGGGAUAAUGGUGUAAAUUUCCUUUGUCCGAUGUUUAGGGUAUGGGUCAGCAUUGGAGGUGUUGGAUGUUGGAUUUGUCUUGAUUUGGUAUCUGAAAUUGGGCUCUUCGGAAUAUGGGAAGGCUUAAAAGGUGGUUGGGGUGUUGAUAAAUGAUAUUUGUUUGCUGAAGCUCUUGAUAGUUUCUCGGAACAUUGGGGGAAUUUGAUCUCGACAAGUUGAGUAUCAAUCACAUUUUGCGAACAGCCACCUCAUGGCAGACACGCAGGCCAAGCUGGGACAUCGGAAUAACCAACUGUAUAUUGCGUGGUUGCUGG